AUGGCGAAUCGAUCGAGGACGUCUGCGCAUCGCAAGCCACAGAUACAUCAGCUUAGUAUACAACAACAAAGAAGAGCUCGGCAUCUUGUGGCUCUUGUUCCGAAGCCGGGGGCAAAAUCGGAUUUGGAUGACAGUGAAUCAUCUGCUGAGGAUGAAUUGCAGUACUGUCCCCGCCCAACGCACUCCGACAGCAGUUCACCGCCUCCAUCGUUGCCAUCUUCGAUAGAAAAUCUAAAUCUUUUAUCAGAUGACGACAAUGAGAUAAAUCAAGUGGUUGCUUCAACAUCUUUGGUGCUACACUCACAGUCAUCGCUGUCAACCAACCCAUGUUCACCAUCAAUUUUAUCGUCCAACCCAUCCGCAAUAAGGCAGCUUCAGUGUGCUGAGGCAAGUCCUUUGUCUCCGGUACCACCUUUAUUAGAUCAGGUAUGUUUACCAUCUCCAUUGGCAACCUCCACGCAAAAACAUUCACCAUUGGCAACCUCUUCCCAAGUACCUUCACCACUGGCAACCUCCUCGCAACUACCUUUACCACGAGCCAGUAACUUGACGUGUCAUAACCAGGUACCGUCUCCAUUGUUUGCACCUUCUCCCUCAGCGACUACUCGAUCAAAAAGACCUAGAGUGGUCACGAUAAAACGAAAAGUAAUACCUGCUAAAAGAUUACAACCUAAUUGGCGUUGCUGUAAGUUUACCGGUUCUGCAGAAGUGAAAGAUAUCUCGUUUGAGCCACGUGAAGAGAAGUGUGCCAUUGAAUAUUUCAAGCUGUUCUUUUCAGAUGACAUCAUCUCUCUCAUAGUGCAACAAACAAAUAUCUAUAGCACACAGACAAAUGGCAGCUCAAUAAAUAUCACAGAAGAUGAUAUCAAAGAUUUUCUGGCGAUCCUUUUAUUUACGGGGGUCGUUAAAAUGCACGCUUAUACAGAUUAUUGGUCCAAAAUUCUACGAUACGACAAAGUAGCAGAUAUAAUGACUCUGAAGAAGUUCCAGUUACUGAGGCGAUAUAUACAUUUCAAUGAUAAUUUUAUUGACGACGACGAUAGAUAUCACAAAGUUAGACCACUUCUUCAAAAAAUCCGUGAAAAUUGUCUAAAAGUAGAAGAAGAGUCGCGUUUCAGUAUUGAUGAAAUGAUGGUUCCACAUAAAGGAACUAGAGCAGGCAGCCGUAAGCAGUAUGUAAAAAAUAAACCGAAAAAAUGGGGAUUCAAAAUAUUUGUUCGCGCUGGUGUCUCUGGAAUAGUUUACGACUUCCUGAUCUACGGAGGAGACGACACAUUUAGAUUUAACUCAUUCACAGAUGAAGAAAAUGGUAUGGGCCUGGGAUCAAAAGUAGUUCUUGCGCUAGCGAAAUCCAUUCACCAGCCUGCAUGCAAAGUCUUAUGCUUUGAUAACUUCUUCACUUCUAUUGAGCUCCUGCAAUAUUUACGUAACGAAUACGGGAUUUUCGCACUGGGAACAAUCCGAUCAAAUAGGCUUCGAGGAGCGGAAAAAAAAUUACCCACGGAUAAAAAUCUAAAAAAAAGCGGCAGAGGAUCUCAUGCACAAGUCGUAUGCAACAAAAACAAGAUCGUUGUCGUCAAAUGGUACGAUAACAAAUGUGUCACAGCUGCAAGCACAUUUGUAGACGCGCAUCCUAUCCAGAAUGUGGUUCGUUACAAGAAAGCACAAGGAAGAAAAAUGCCAGUGACAUGCCCAAAUUUGAUAAAAGAAUACAACACCGACAUGGGCGGAGUUGACCUGGCAGAUAUGCUGAUUGCUCUGUAUCGUACACCAUUCCGAGGUCAUCGCUGGUAUUUACCGAUCUUCUCGCAAAUGCUUGAUAUUUGUGUGAACAAUGCCUGGCUUCUCUAUCGACGUCAUAGAGAAGACAGGCAUGAAGCCAAAAAACCCAAGUCGCUAAAAACAUUUCGAAUAGAAAUUUUCGAAAGCUUACGCAGAUUUGAGAGAACUAAUACAAGCAAUAUCAGCAGGACUAGCGUCAGCUCAACCAAGACCAUACAGAGACCUGUAGCUGAAAGACCCCCAGAUGCUGUUCGGUAUGAUCAAGUUGCACAUUAUCCAAAUGUAACACCUAUCAGAGGGAGGUGCAUGUAUUGCAAGAAAGGGCAAACCAAAUUGUUUUGCGAAAAAUGCAAAAUGAGACUGUGCUUAUUGCCGGAACGUAAUUGUUUCGUAGAAUAUCAUACUAAGAAA
Molecule: messenger RNA, 2193 nt
Organism: Brenthis ino (lesser marbled fritillary)
Lineage: Eukaryota; Metazoa; Arthropoda; Insecta; Lepidoptera; Nymphalidae
Source: the annotation of a GenBank genome assembly